This is a messenger RNA of Eimeria tenella, 798 nucleotides long. RefSeq names its product AN1-like Zinc finger domain-containing protein, putative. Gene Ontology annotation, molecular function: DNA binding; zinc ion binding. The record is from RefSeq and is a predicted model, not a curated record. NCBI's taxonomy places the organism in Eukaryota, Apicomplexa, Conoidasida, Eucoccidiorida, Eimeriidae. The transcript has 3 exons. Bases 1 to 798 code for a protein of 265 amino acids.
AUGAGCUCAGAGCAACACGAAAACGAAAGGCCUUCUGCUCCGCCCUUGUGUGCGAAGAACUGCGGCUUCUACGGCAGCCCAGCUAACCGUAACCUCUGUUCAAAAUGUUACCGGGAAUUCUUGAAGGCGGAAAGUGCAGCUGCUACAGCUGCUGCUGCUUGCAGACGCGCACUGCCGCAGCAGCAGCAAAACUCCGACGCUGUUGCUGGAGACACGUCGUCAGCAGUUCCCGCAGAGCAGUCCAGCGCAGCACGUUCACAGCUGAAGGCAGUUACGGAGCCGUCAGAUGCCAUAGGGCCUGCUGCCGUUGCAGCGACAGAAGCAACAGCUGCUGCGGCUACUGUGGCGGCGGAAAGCUGUGGCGAAGAGGCGACUGCACCUACGCAAGAACCUGCUGAUGAUGCUGCUGCAGUUGGACUAGCCCCGGCCGCAGUGCCUUCAACGGCAUCAGAUCCCCAACCUGGCGUAGCAGCAACGCCAGAAGCGACAGCAGCAGCAGCAGCCGCAACUAGCAUGACAAGCUCCUCCCCUGUCGAAAGCACAGACACUGCAGCACCGCCCUCCCCUUCCUCUGCACCAGCCUCUUCAAGUCAAGGCAGGGGGAAAACAUCGCGUUGCCACAAGUGCAACAAGAAGGUCGGGCUGUUGGGCUUUGUAUGCCGCUGCGGUUUCGCCUUUUGUGGGGAGCACCGCUACGCCGAUGCGCAUGGGUGCGUGUUUGACUACAAGGCGUUCGAGCGCGAGCAGCUGAGGAAGCAAAACAAUAAAGUCGUUGCAGACAAACUCCAGAAGCUUUGA